Molecule: messenger RNA, 2141 nt
Organism: Chanos chanos (milkfish)
Lineage: Eukaryota; Metazoa; Chordata; Actinopteri; Gonorynchiformes; Chanidae
Gene: dmpk
Product: DM1 protein kinase
Exons: 15
Coding region: 225-2018 (597 amino acids)
Biological process (GO): peptidyl-threonine phosphorylation; actomyosin structure organization
Cellular component (GO): cytoplasm; cytoskeleton
Molecular function (GO): ATP binding; protein serine/threonine kinase activity
Source: RefSeq, a predicted model, not a curated record
AGGGAGGGGUAUUGGAGGGCAAAGGCUUGAAGUCAAAGUCAAGAGAUAGAACAGAUAAGAGAUAGAUCUGAGGGAGAUAGAUCUGUGGAAAUAAAGAAGGAAACUGGGGAGAUAAUUAAGGGGGCAGUGGAUCUGGAGAGAGUGUCCAGGACAAGAGCCCUCUACUGUGGGCAGUAUGGAGCAGGAGAGUGGCUGAUUGGAGGACCCCAAAACAACUGUGAGUCAUGUCUGCACCAGGCCCUGGGCCCAGGAGUUCAGGCCAGCCAGGAGUCUCACAGGCCCCAGGACCAGUGGGGCUACAGACGCUGCUGGACCUGCUGGUGGGGGUAUACCAGGAGUUCCGCUCCUCGGCCGUGGCCAGGGAAAAAUACGUCUCCGGUUUCCUGCAGUGGGCUGAGCCACUGGUGAGACAGGUGAAGAAGAAUCGUAUUCAGAGGGAUGACUUUGACAUCUUGAAAGUGAUUGGCCGAGGAACGUUCAGUGAGGUCGCCGUGGCAAGAAUGCGCAGCACACAGCAGGUCUAUGCGCUGAAGAUAAUGAAUAAAUGGGACAUGCUCAAGCGUGGAGACACAGCAUGCUUUCAGGAGGAGAGGGAAGUUCUGCUGAAGGGAGAUCGCCGUUGGAUCACUGAGCUGCACUAUGCCUUCCAGGAUGAUAAUUAUCUGUACCUGGUUAUGGACUACUAUGUGGGUGGUGACCUCUUGACCUUGCUCAGCAAGUUUGGCGAUCGGAUCCCAGAAGACAUGGCUCAGUUCUAUCUGGCAGAGAUGGUAAUGGCCAUUGACUCUAUUCAUAGACUCGGCUAUGUGCACAGAGACAUUAAGCCCGAUAACAUUCUCCUGAAUGCUGAGGGUCACAUCCGAUUGGGCGACUUUGGCUCCUGUCUACGGCUGAAGGAGGACGGCAUGGUCCAUUCUUCGCUGGCCGUGGGCACUCCUGACUAUCUGUCUCCAGAGAUCCUGCGGGCCGUGGAGGGAGGGGGUGCAUAUGGCACAGAGUGUGACUGGUGGGCGUUGGGCAUCUGUGCCUAUGAGAUGCUUCUGGGAACCACGCCUUUUUAUGCAGAGACCAUCUCUGAGACCUAUGCAAAAAUCAUCCACUUCCAGGAUUAUUUUGAGUUUCCACCAGGAGCACCGGAAAUUUCCCCAGAAGCACGGUCCCUCAUAACGCAACUAGUCUGUGAGAAAAAAGAGCGUUUGGGGGCGAGAGGCUCAGCUGAUUUCAGGAGUCAUCCUUUCUUUUUCGGGUUAGACUGGGGCUCCCUGCAUGAACUUCCACCCCCUUUUCAACCAGAGGUCUCGAAUCCCACGGACACCUCCAACUUUGAUGUGCUGGAUGACUCUCUGAGUGAAAUGGAGACACUGUGUGAUGUAAUGGACAGGGCACCAGUGGGUGUUCACCUGGCUUUUGUUGGAUACUCCUACACAGCCACCAGAGAGACUGGAGCCCUAGACCGUAGCACCAACAUAAUGAUGGAAAUUGACAAGCUGCAGGCUGGAGAGUAUAAGAGAAUUCACAUGCAAGAGAAACUGACUCAGAUGUGGCAGCUCAGAGAUUCUCUUCCUGACGAACUGCCUUCCCUGUUGGAGCUUCCUCUAGCGCUGGGACAAAGUACUGCAGAACCUGAGCACACGAGAGCCGAGACGACACACCACAUAGCAGAGAAUGAGGAUGUGUACAGGCGACUUCAGGAGGCGGAGAGGAGAAAUAAAGAGCUGGAGAGAGAGGUGGAGAGACUGCGAGCAGAGAUCAAGAGUCUGAAGACUCAAAGGGAGACAGAGCUGAAUGCCCACCCUUCGCCUUUCUCUCUGCCUGCCCACUGUCUGGACCCCCUGGGGGAUAGCUCAACAUUGCCCCCUGCUUGUCAUUACCCUCUAGUGAUGCCCCUGCUCAGACAUCUACUGCUCUUCCACAGGGUACGAUGGCCCCAGGUAAGGUGUGAAUCAUACCUGCUGGUGUGUGCAGAGGGGGGUGAGCUCCAGAUGUGGGAGCGUCACUGCAGUGCUGAACUCUCCUGAAAUCCAGCGUCCACGGAGACUCCCUCUGUCAGACGCUCUCUACACUCCCACGGCCUGCAGCAAAGACUUGGAGUGUUUGGUUCACCUGAAGACAAACGGACAGUCUUGGCCAAUGUGUGUGUG